Messenger RNA from Orycteropus afer afer, 2774 nucleotides. It is a transcript of the gene PRKCH, whose product is annotated as protein kinase C eta. Gene Ontology annotation, biological process: protein phosphorylation. Gene Ontology annotation, molecular function: diacylglycerol-dependent serine/threonine kinase activity; ATP binding. The record is from RefSeq and is a predicted model, not a curated record. NCBI's taxonomy places the organism in Eukaryota, Metazoa, Chordata, Mammalia, Tubulidentata, Orycteropodidae.
AGGGGCAAGAGACGUUUGGGGCUGAAGCUAACUGGACGGGUCGCUCCAGCUCUCCGAGGAGAGGCGCUUCCAGUCCCUGGAGAAGGGGCGAGUCCCACGCGAGUCCCCGGGAAAGGCUGCGCGCUCGACGGGGACGGUCGGGCUGCCUUUGCCGGUUGAGGGCUUGGCGCCGGGCUCCCCUCCUUUCCACCUCGGGAACGAGGGAGGGAGGGAGGGAGAGUGGGAGGGGGAAGGUCCCGCGAAGGCGGCAGAAUGGCCAGUCGAGGGGGGUUUGGGCGCUGCUUUUCCCCGGAGCUGUCUCCACUCCUGCAACUGCUGCCAGGGCUGGCCUGAGCCGGGGCUCCCCGCUCUCCUGACGCGAGUCGGCGCGACCCCCGGGGCCGGGGCAACGGCGCCAGCAUGUCGUCCGGCACCAUGAAGUUCAAUGGUUACUUGAGGGUUCGCAUCGGCGAGGCUGUGGGGCUGCAGCCCACCCGCUGGUCCCUGCGCCACUCACUUUUCAAGAAGGGCCACCAACUGCUGGACCCCUACCUGACGGUGAGUGUGGACCAGGUGCGCGUGGGCCAGACCAGCACCAAGCAGAAGACCAACAAACCCACGUACAACGAGGAAUUCUGCGCCAAUGUUACCGACGGCGGCCACCUUGAGCUGGCGGUCUUCCACGAGACGCCCCUGGGCUACGACCACUUUGUGGCCAACUGUACCCUGCAAUUCCAGGAGCUUCUGCGCACAGCCGGCGCGUCGGACACCUUCGAAGGUUGGGUGGAUCUGGAGCCAGAGGGGAAAGUAUUUGUCGUAAUAACUCUGACAGGGAGUUUCACUGAAGCUACUCUCCAGAGAGACCGAAUCUUCAAACAUUUUACCAGAAAGCGCCAGAGGGCUAUGCGAAGGCGAGUCCACCAGAUCAAUGGACACAAAUUUAUGGCCACAUACUUGAGGCAGCCCACAUACUGCUCUCACUGCAGGGAGUUCAUCUGGGGAGUCUUUGGGAAACAGGGUUAUCAAUGUCAAGUGUGCACCUGUGUUGUCCAUAAGCGCUGCCAUCAUCUAAUUGUUACAGCCUGUACUUGCCAAAACAAUAUGAACAAAGUGGAUUCAAAGAUUGCUGAACAGAGGUUUGGAAUCAACAUUCCGCACAAGUUCAACAUCCACAACUACAAAGUGCCAACGUUUUGUGAUCACUGUGGCUCCUUGCUCUGGGGGAUAAUGAGACAAGGGCUUCAGUGUAAAAUAUGUAAAAUGAAUGUACACAUCCGAUGUCAAGCAAAUGUGGCCCCUAACUGUGGGGUGAAUGCUGUGGAGCUGGCCAAGACACUGGCGGGGAUGGGCCUCCAACCUGGAAAUAUCUCUCCCACCUCGAAGCUUGUUUCCAGAUCGACCUUAAGGCGACAAGGAAAGGAAAGCACCAGAGAAGGAAAUGGGAUUGGAGUUAAUUCUUCCAACCGACUUGGCAUCGACAACUUUGAGUUCAUCCGAGUGUUAGGGAAAGGGAGUUUUGGGAAGGUGAUGCUUGCAAGAAUAAAAGAAACAGGAGACCUGUAUGCUGUGAAGGUGCUAAAGAAGGACGUGAUCCUCCAGGACGAUGACGUGGAGUGCACGAUGACCGAGAAGAGGAUCCUGUCUCUGGCCCGCAAUCACCCCUUCCUCACUCAGCUCUUCUGUUGUUUUCAGACCCCGGAUCGUCUGUUUUUUGUGAUGGAGUUUGUGAAUGGGGGCGACCUGAUGUUCCACAUCCAGAAGUCUCGCCGCUUUGAUGAAGCUCGAGCUCGUUUCUAUGCUGCAGAAAUCAUUUCGGCGCUCAUGUUCCUACACGAGAAAGGAAUCAUCUAUAGAGAUCUUAAACUGGAUAACGUCCUGCUGGACCAUGAGGGCCACUGUAAAUUGGCAGACUUCGGAAUGUGCAAGGAGGGGAUCUGUAAUGGUGUCACCACGGCAACAUUCUGUGGCACACCCGAUUAUAUUGCUCCAGAGAUCCUGCAGGAAAUGCUCUAUGGACCUGCCGUGGAUUGGUGGGCAAUGGGUGUGUUGCUCUAUGAGAUGCUCUGUGGGCACGCACCCUUUGAGGCAGAGAAUGAAGAUGACCUCUUUGAGGCCAUACUGAAUGAUGAGGUGGUCUACCCUACUUGGCUCCAUGAAGAUGCCACCGGGAUCCUAAAAUCUUUCAUGACCAAGAACCCCACCAUGCGCUUGGGCAGCCUGACUCAGGGAGGUGAGCAUGCCAUCUUGAGACAUCCUUUCUUUAAGGAAAUCGACUGGACCCAGCUGAACCAUCGUCAACUAGAACCACCUUUCAGACCCAGAAUUAAAUCCCGAGAAGAUGUCAGUAAUUUUGACCCUGAUUUCAUAAAGGAAGAGCCAAUUUUAACCCCGAUCGAUGAGGGACAUCUUCCUAUGAUUAACCAAGAUGAGUUUAGAAACUUUUCCUAUGUGUCUCCAGAAUUGCAACCAUAGUGUUAUGGAGAAUGAGAGAGACACUGUGAGAAUGAAUCAAAAAGGAAUCAAGAUAUUCCAAGGAAUUUCCUUUGGAGAACUUCCCAGCCUCAGCCUUAGAACAAGAACCUUACCUUCAAGGAGCAGGUGGAGAAUUCUGCAAAGGACAGAGCUUCAAGAUAUCAACUUUCAAGUCCUGAGGGAGCCAAGGUUCUGGAAAUAGUUGAUAUGGAUGUGAGAUUUCAAGAAAUAUCUUGCUUAAACUGUGUUUCCAGUGGCUACUUGGGGCUUGGGAAAUUAACAGGAGCCAAAAGGAGAAAAAGUAUGAAGAAUAAACUUGGUCU